AUUGUAUCAGAAUGCAAAAUUACAAGCCUUUUCUUUGUAACAUAGCCCGUAUCAUUUAUGUUUGUGUCGGAACACGUUUGUCUGUGGUACAUCUACUCUAUUUUCCUCGGCCUUGGUUUUGUUAAUAAAGUUUAUUGAAAAAAAAAUGAAAAGCGACAAAACCCUUCCUUGUGUGGAAACUCGAAGGGCUGUUGUUUCCGCGGCAACGCGGCCUGGUAUAGGAAGCGGGAAGCUGCAGCGCUGUGACUUGGAAUCGAUCAAUCCUCCACGAGAAGAAAGAAGAAGCAGGAAGAGGAUUUCUCCAUGGUGCUAUCUGAAAGAACCCCAGGCUGGUGCAGUUUUCUGCUGAUAGGAGCAUCAGGGUUUCAGCUGUUAAAAAAUGUCAGACUACGAGGAAGGAGAAAGAGGGAGGGCUCCUGGGGCAGAAGAACAUGCUGCUGAAUCAAUGGCUGCUGACAUGGACCCAUGGAUUAUUUUUGAUGCUAGGAAAACCCCAAGAGCUGAGUUUAAUGAGUGGCUGGAAACGUAUCGCCCUUCCCGAGUCUCCCGUUUUGGAAACCCCGAGGAAGGAGCAAGUCCAGUGGGAUGGAUAGCGGUAUAUGGUCCAGGAUAUUGCCCACAAGUGGAGGGUGGCAAGGAACUUCAAGAUGCUUGGGACAAACUGCAAAGUACAGCGCGUAAAAUAAACUAUGAGCUUAUAAAAGAGCUUGCUCUAAACUAUAGCGUGACUUCUGGGAAAUGGCUUAUGCAUCUUGACACUGGUUUCAAAGUGGAUUAUGCCUGGAGUAGCAUAGCCAAAGCAGUGGUUGAGGGGCAGCUCGGUAUCGCCAAAGUGAGCCCCUACCAGGCCGACAAUAAGCAUGUUAUUUGUGUAUACACACAAGACUUCACCGAUGAAGAAAGCAUCAUGCAAACCGACGCAAUCAUUCGCAACUCUGGCGUAAAGUGUCUUCUCGCAUACAAACCAGAUGUUUAUACCUAUUUAGGAAUCUACAGGAAUAAUCACUGGCAAAUUUGCCCAACAAUCUAUGAGAGUCGAUUUGAUUUGGAGUGCAUUCCUCGCAGGUCCAGAGUCACCAACAAAGUUACCAACAUAGAGGUUACUUAAAGAUCUUCUUCAUGACAACAUUUAAUUCAGCAGCAACUGUAAUUUUUUUUUUUAAAGAAAAGUUCUAUAUGUAUUAUAAACAUUAUAGUUAUUCAUGUCUUGAUCUUUUGGACUUUUCAUUUUCAUGUUCCAUCAUUGAACGACCAAAAUGAAGUCUACCCAGCAUUUUUUUUUAUUUGUUGCACAUGCAUAUGUGUUUAUAAUAAAAUAUUAUGGCUGAA
This is a messenger RNA of Xenopus laevis (African clawed frog), 1329 nucleotides long. It is a transcript of the gene c4h11orf68.L, whose product is annotated as chromosome 11 open reading frame 68 L homeolog. The coding region runs from base 380 to 1108 and encodes 242 amino acids. The transcript has 3 exons. The record is from RefSeq and is a predicted model, not a curated record. Lineage: Eukaryota; Metazoa; Chordata; Amphibia; Anura; Pipidae.